Messenger RNA from Colossoma macropomum (tambaqui), 2621 nucleotides. It is a transcript of the gene tor4aa, whose product is annotated as torsin family 4, member Aa. Bases 140 to 1366 code for a protein of 408 amino acids. Gene Ontology annotation, molecular function: ATP binding; ATP hydrolysis activity. The record is from RefSeq and is a predicted model, not a curated record. Gene Ontology annotation, cellular component: nuclear envelope; endoplasmic reticulum lumen. NCBI's taxonomy places the organism in Eukaryota, Metazoa, Chordata, Actinopteri, Characiformes, Serrasalmidae. The transcript has 2 exons.
AGAAGAUAGGAGGAGUUAUGAGCUUCUGAAUCUUCUAGUGUUGGUCAUAAGUACCACCCACGGUGGUCCACGCUGGCUGGAGGAUUCGAGAUUCGAGUUGAACGCCAAAUUCAUCAGUUCCCUGAAGUGCUUGCUAAAGAUGGGAGACCAAGACCCCUCUGACACGUUAUCAGAGGGCGAAAUGGAUAACAGGAAAGUAAGCGAGAACCUCACACUCUCCCAGUUCUCCUCAACUGUGCGAGCCGUGGUGCGGAUUCGUCAGAAGUACCAAGCAAUGAAAAAGCGCCGCAUGGAGCUGUCAGUGUCAAAAACGCCGUUCUUUUCCUCCCCACGCUCCACCAGCCCCAAGAUCUUCACGUUCGAUGGGGUUGUGGGUGACAGCUCCAUGACUACGAGCAAGAAGAAGAAAAAGAAGAAGGCGCGCGUCCUGUUCCCCAACAACAGCAGCCGCCGUGUCCCACCCACCAUGGAGCGUAGCCGGGCCAAGAACUGCCUGGUCCUACUGUGCGUCAUCGUCUUCCUGCAGGUUUACAAUGCCAUCGAAAACCUGGAUGACCAUGUGCUAAAGUACGAUCUGGAGGGACUUGAGAAAACCCUCAAAAGGGAGGUUUUUGGACAGCAGGAUGCAACUGAGGGUCUUUUGGGACAUUUAAAAGAUUAUCUGUCGACCUAUGUCCACAGUAAACCUCUGGUGGUGUCUCUCCUUGGUCCCACUGGUGUUGGGAAGAGUCACCUGGGCAGGCUGCUUGCUCAGCACUUCCGCUCUGUUGUUGGAGAGCAGCUGGUCAUGCAGUACUUUGUGCUGCACCACUGUCCCUCAGAAGGGGACCUGCUGCUCUGCAGCGAAUCCCUAACCUCCCACAUUUCCAAGAUGGUCACUCGGGCCGAAGAAGAGGAGAAGAUCCCCAUCUUCAUCUUUGACGAAAUGGAACACAUGCCUGGUGAACUGCUAGACACUGUGCUUGCACUCAUCCUCACACAUGACAACAACGAAUACUUGAAUGCCAUCUACAUCCUCAUCAGUAACCUUGAGCAUGAGGAAAUCACUAAAUUUGUCCUACAGAAUUCCUCGAGCAUUGCUGUUUCAGGUCGGGCACGCUUGAGCAAGGAGCUGAACCCUUUGUUGCUUAACAGUUUAAAAAAGCACCACUCACUGUGGCUGGAGGCUGAGUUGCUGCCUCUUACGCUCCUGGAGAAAGGUCAUGUGAUGGAAUGUUUCAUAGACGAGAUGUCCAGGGAAGGAUUCUAUCCAGAACGCUCCCAUGUAGAAAGACUAGCUGAGGAGCUGUCUUACUAUUCUGUGGGUGAACGGGAAUUUUCACGUACUGGAUGUAAGCAGGUAGUGGCAAAAGUGAACCUUCUGUGAAGCCAAAGGUGAAAUAUACUGAAGUCAUGUAAGUGACUACUGGUUAUGGAUUACUUGAGGAACACACUGUUAAACUGAGACCAGCACUGGUUGACAAUGGCAGGAAGACACAAACAUGUGUCAACCUCUUUACUUUUGCAGCUCUAAAGAAAAACCUUACGAAUGUUCAACAUGUUAAGACAUUUCAUGGUUUCCUUUUUAAUAUUAUUAUUUCAAUGUUUUUAUGGAACAUUCACAAACAUUCAGUGUUAAGACGUCUUGUGUUUACUUUGAUUUAAAGUUUGUUGUAAACUUUCAUAGGAUGGAGUUGCAUAUUUUCUAUCAACAUUUUACAGUUCUCCUCUCCUUGAGACUCUGGGUCAGUGCAAAUCAUGAGCAUGUAUGAGACCUACACAGAAAAAUGUAAGUAAAGACCUGUAGUGCCCUCAAGAAACACUGGGAGAGUGAAGUCAAAAGCUGAUGUUUUCAUGAUGUACUCAUGGUAUUAGAAAUACAGCACAAAAAGACAAAUGCUAAAGCGAAAAUACAGAAUGUUAUCUUUUAUUUCUGGUUAUUUCAAGUAAAGUGCAUUUUAUAACAGGGAUGUGCAUGCAUGCUUGAGUACUUGGUUAACCGCUUGAGGCGCCAGUAUUUGAAUACUGCAAUCACUGUUCAGGUAUUUGUUACGUUUCUGUGGAGCCCUGCUGGUAAAUAAUGCAUAGCCAACCUUUACUAAGGCAUGUAAACAGGAUCCUAAUGCAACUUAACUAGCAAAAAUGAAUUCUCGUUCCCAUGCCUUACUAAGUCGUGGCCAUGCAUUAGGGUCCCAUUCCCACAAUUAAGUAAGCUAUGGCCACAAUUUUUUUUUUUUUAGGACAGGAUGUCACCAGCAGGGCUCUGUAGAAAUAUAGAGGAAAUAUACUGUCCCACAAUUAUGUAAAAAGGCCAGUGUAUUUUUUAAAAAAAACUGUACAAUUUGGCAAGUUUGCUUGUACUUGUGAGUAUUAUACUGUAGUUUGCUACUCUGAACAUCAUCAUGUUGCAAUGAAUGCAUUGUUAAGGACGUGACUGAAAAGGCAGAGAUCGCACUGGUGUGGUUUUAUCACUCACCAGGCUACUCUACCAGGCUAAACUGCUCUGGCUGAUGUAAGCUAGUACGAAUAUAUUUUUCAGACUAGGAGUGGGAAUCUUUAGGCACCUCACGAUUCGAUUCGAUUACGAUUCAGAGGGCUGCGAUGCUAUCAUAAAACGAUUAUCGAUGCAUCUUUUUUCUCUA